This is a messenger RNA of Rotaria sp. Silwood1, 606 nucleotides long. The record is from the annotation of a GenBank genome assembly. Lineage: Eukaryota; Metazoa; Rotifera; Eurotatoria; Philodinida; Philodinidae.
AUGAUGAUUGAUACUAGUGAUGAAAAUCGAAUUAUUCAACGAAGAAAUUCAUCACCAUCUGAAAAACAUAUUAAAGAUAAUGAAAACUUGGUAACAUUAACAUCAAUUGCAACACCAACAGCAUAUGAUUGGGAAAGUGAUAAAAGACGUUCGAAACCUUUUGAUGAUGGAACAAUGAGUUUUUUUUGGCGUGCACAUACAAUAACAUGUCUGGUUAUAGCUAUGUCAUAUUUAUUCUAUAUUGCUCUUGUGGAACAACCAUCGGAAGAUUCGUCUUAUAAUACGAAACGAGGUCUUCUAGCAUGUGCUGGUUUUCUUCUUGUCUUUGGUAUGACACAAACACCUGAUGGUGUUUUUGUUCGACCUCAUCCUGCUCUUUGGCGUUUUGUACUUUGUUUCAGCCUACUCUAUGAAAUUGUGCUUAUCUAUAUUUUAUUUCAAACAGUCGAUGAUGCAAGACAAUUAUUAAAAACUAUUGAUCCAUCAUUAGGUGUACCAUUACCAGAUAAAGACUAUGGUGGGACAUGUCGCAUUUAUGAUUGGGACAAUCCAGAAGAUCCAUUUUAUGCUUUUAAAGUAGGAGACAUGCAACAGAGAUGGGAUUGA